AUGUUCGUUCAGUGGCUAUGGCAGGAGCAACUGAAUUGGGGCGAUGGACUUCCGGAGACUCUUCAAUCUUGGUGGCUGUCCUUUCGAGAAUCGGUUGGUGUCAUCCGAGAUCUUCGUAUACCACGAUGGAUAUUCAGAGAUGAUGCAGUAAGGUACGAGCUGCACUGCUGUGUCGACGCUUCUUCGAAAGGAUACGGAGCAUGUAUCUACGUAGUAUCGCAAGGGCCGACUGCCACGCGAACAAGCAAUCUCCUCAUAGCGAAAUCCCGGGUCGCUCCAAUCAGUGGCUAUUCCACGCCACGCUUGGAACUCUGUGCAGCUGUUCUGGGAAGUCAGUUGGCUGACAGCAUCCGUAAAACCACUAAGUUUAACGCCAAAAUCACCUUCUGGUCGGACUCGACGAUCGUUUUGCACUGGAUUAAUUCCCCGCCGUCCGCGUGGAAAAUAUUCGUAUCCAAUCGAAUAGCAGAGGUCCUCAAAACCACAGAAGGCUCUCAAUGGCGGCACGUUUCAACGCUGCAAAACCCUUCCGAUCGAAUUUCUCGCGGAGUUCAUCCCGAAGACAUCAGCGAUGAUGCACUUUGGUGGCAUGGGCCACCAUACCUGCUCUCAGGACCAGAAGCCUGGCCAGAUCCAAUAGUACCAUUAACCUCGACCGACAUCCAACAACAAAUUGUCGAGCAGCGGCCGAUGGUCGCACUCUUUUUUGUCAUGUUCGACGAUUCGCUCAUCCAGGACUUUUCGCAACUGUCUCAUCUUCUUAAGGUUGCUUCGUACUGCCUUUGUUUCGCGAAGAACUGCCAAUUGCCGAGCCAUGCUCGAACUUUCGGGCGAAUCACACCGGUCGAGUACAACAAUGCCCUCAAAUCUUUCAUUCGAGUUGCACAAGGAGCAACCUUCCAUCAGGAAUUGCGAUAUUUACAUAACCACGUCCAAGAGUCUCUGGCUCUGCGAAAAGCAGACUUCAAGUCUCCGCUCAAGGACAUUGACGUGUGGAUCGAUGACGCAGGGCUUCUUCGUUUGAACGGCCGCCUAGCGCAAUCACCUGGCACCUUCGACAGUCGCUUUCCGAUCCUGUUACCUGCCGAUCAUCAUCUCUCAAAGUUGAUUGCCAGAUCAAUUCAUCAUCAAACUCUGCUUGCUGGACCAACACAACUGCUCGCAACCAUCAAGCAGCGUUUCUGA
This is a messenger RNA of Ochlerotatus camptorhynchus, 1185 nucleotides long. RefSeq lists its product as uncharacterized. NCBI's taxonomy places the organism in Eukaryota, Metazoa, Arthropoda, Insecta, Diptera, Culicidae. The record is from RefSeq and is a predicted model, not a curated record. The coding region runs from base 1 to 1185 and encodes 394 amino acids. The transcript has a single exon.